UAAUGAGUGACUAAUUCAAAAAUGAUAUAGAAAGAAUCCAGAAGCUUAUUGUUUCAAUCAAAUAGGAUAUGAAUAAAAGGGAAUAAAAAUAGAAAGGAGGAUAACAGAUAACAAUGAUCGAAGGGGAAAUUAGAGGAUAAUUAGCAAGCUUGGGUAAUUCAGUUUAGAAAGGCAUUAAUAGAUCGUGAAUUGGUGUUAAUUGCAGAUGUUUUGAAAUAUCAAGAAAACAAUUAGAUGUAAAAGGAAAAUGAGAAAAGAAAAAAUCAGAUAUAAGAAUUGAAAAAUCAAAGAGAUUUAAUUAAGGAAUAAUUUAAUAAAGCUGUUACAGAAACUAAAUAAGAAGUGGCAAUGUAAAAUCUUUAAAGAGAUGAUGCAAAGCUAGCUGCUAUGAAUAAUUAAGAGCUCUACAAAAACCAAAAAGAUUUACAACUUCAAUAAGAUAAAUUAUUGGAUAGAACCAAUGAUUAGGUAUGAUUAUUUAGAAAUUUAAUAGACCGAUUAAUUAAAAUAAUAAGGCAAACAAAUUAAUUUAACAAUUGAUGAGUAAAAUAAAUAGCUAGAUAAAUUAAACAUCGAGGUGGAUAAGACAAAUUAGUACAUGAUAAAUACAAAUAAUAAGUUAGUUAAAUUGAUAGCUAAUUCCUCAAACUGUGGAUUAAUAAUUACUAUAGUAGUAGAAGUAGUUAUUUUUGCUGUUUUGCUAUGGUGGGCAUUAUCAUCAUGAUAUAAUAUC
Messenger RNA from Paramecium octaurelia, 733 nucleotides. Lineage: Eukaryota; Ciliophora; Oligohymenophorea; Peniculida; Parameciidae. The record is from the annotation of a GenBank genome assembly.